This is a messenger RNA of Rana temporaria (common frog), 3773 nucleotides long. It is a transcript of the gene YPEL1, whose product is annotated as yippee like 1. The transcript has 6 exons. The record is from RefSeq and is a predicted model, not a curated record. NCBI's taxonomy places the organism in Eukaryota, Metazoa, Chordata, Amphibia, Anura, Ranidae. Bases 400 to 951 code for a protein of 183 amino acids.
CCGUUGAUCGUUCUCCAGUCAGAAACAAAACAAAAGCGGCGGGAGGAGGUGGGUGAGGAGGCGGCGGUGGUGGGUAGUGAAGGCCGCCCGGAGAAUGAACUACACGGACACUGAAGAAGAUACAAGAGAGGAGGAGGGACGGGCCAGUGGCGUGUAAGGCGAAGGGGAAGCAGAAGGCAUAUCGGCGUUCUCUGAUUUCGAGGAAGUUUUAAUAGAUUUGCAUGUGGAACUUCCAGGCUAGGAGAGUUCUGCUUCUUACCGCGCAAUUCCUUCCUUUCUUUCUUGUUGUGCGCUGAAUUUCCCCUAUUUCCUGUUCUGAGCCUGAUUUACAGGAGCGUAUUGUAUCGCUAAAAUAGAAGGCCUUGACCAUGGUCAGUAAACCUUGCACUACAGUGUUGAAUGAGGAGACCACCACGCACUAUGAACAUGGUCGACUUUCUCCCCUGGCGUCAGUGUGGGAAGUGCCACACACUCCCCAAACCAACAACGGCUUUUGCUUGCAUUUUCCAGUGUUUCUUCUGUCAGCGAGUGCAACAAAGUUGUAAUUCUUCCAGUGCCAGCCCUGAGCUGAGUGAGGAGCCACCAACCGACAUGGUGAAAAUGACAAAAUCAAAAACUUUCCAGGCUUACCUGCCAAACUGUCACAGAACUUACAGCUGUAUUCACUGUAGAGCACAUCUAGCCAAUCAUGAUGAAUUGAUAUCCAAGUCAUUUCAGGGAAGUCAGGGGAGAGCCUACCUCUUUAACUCUGUGGUAAAUGUCGGUUGUGGUCCAGCAGAAGAGAGGGUCCUUUUAACUGGUUUGCAUGCCGUUGCUGAUAUAUACUGUGAGAACUGUAAAACCACGCUUGGCUGGAAAUACGAGCAUGCCUUUGAAAGCAGUCAAAAAUACAAGGAAGGAAAGUUUAUCAUUGAACUGGCUCACAUGAUAAAAGACAAUGGCUGGGAGUGAGCUCUCUUGCACCGGCUCUCCUUUCGGGUUGUGUCAGUGUGAAUCAUACAUUACAGGCAAUGUAAAACUGAACUGUGGAUUUUCAUACCAAGCAACCGAAUAUAUCACUGAACUUUAUAUAUAAAAAAAAGUAACCUCAUGGACUGUUAGAGUAGCUGAAGGGCACGUUGUGGCUGGACUUGAAUUCCAACAGGUUCUAGAAGAUUUCUGCUCCUGUUUUACCAUCCUUCCUCCAUCCCUCCCUUUUCCCACUCCUGUGUGAUCGGAUGUUAUGGUGAUACUUCUGCCAUACACUGGAUGAGAUGUCUACACUCACAAGUCCUUGACACCAGAUUCACCUGUAUUGGAUUGCCAUACGUUUUUGUGCAUGCCUAUGUUCUGUUUUUCUCCAACACCUUGGUAUACCAGGUUCAGAGAUGAAGAAACCAGUGUGCAUCCAGGAAAGAAGUAAAAAAAGAUUACAGCCCACUAACUCACAAAGUUGAAACAUAGAACUUCGUUCUUGCCGUAUAAUGUGCUCCAUGUCCAAAAAAGAAAGUAGGGGUUUACAGAACUGAGGGCAUGGUAGACGAGGUGUAAUCACAGUGGUGUUUUCGGAGCCUUCAAUGCAUGUUCAAAACGUAAUCCUCUGCACUGCUGUAAGGGGUGUUUUUUUUUUUUUUUUUGUUUUUUGGUAAGUGGGUGGAUGGCCCACUUCCAAUGAUUUCCAUUUUGGUUUACAUCUUUUUAGAUAAUGCAAGGUUGCUAAGAUUGUUCAGCCUUGUUGGGGCGGCAGGGGCGGGUCCCAAUUAUGUUUCCUCCAUAGAAAGAUGCAUUAUUAUUUUUUUCGAUUUGGAGAUCCAAAAAAACCUGCGUUAAGAAAUGAUUUCAACUUCUCUUCUAGAGUGGCCUAACAACUUGGCCAAAUGGCACUUCCUGCUUGGGAGCAAGGAAGAUUGCUUAAUCAGUUGUGUAACCAGUGCCACAUACAUGCAAAGUGUGUUGUUAUGGCUGGUUCCAUAAACCAUUGUAGGCUUCAUGCACUGGACAAAGAGGGCAUUUGAAAUGUCAUGAAACAUGCUCCCACAUCUUUUUUGCACACUCAUAUUAUUAUAGGGAAUCUUUCUGGGGAAAAGUUCCUUCCUGUUUGUAUAGUACUAUAUCCCGUGUUGUGUUUUUUUUUUUUUUUUUCUAAGAAUGUUUAAUUUAACUCUUUGGGGUGUGGGUGGUUUGCUGGUUAAAUCAUUUCCAAAGUUUGUUGGGUUUUAUUGUAUUUUUUAAGAAAAGUAAUGAAAGUAUACAAUACAUGUUACCUUAAUGACUUGUUACAUGUGCACAUCUGCAGCUGCUGUGAAAUUAGGAAGGAAAUUGUAUAAUUUGGGCAUAGCCUUUCACCUUUCUCCCUCCAUGUGGAUUACUGCGUCUUUACCCAUAAUGCAAUUUGCAAUUAUUUCUUGUGCCCUAGUAACAUAUGGGUGUCCCCUGCACAGUUAGUGUUUCGGCUUUUGUGAUUGAUGUGGUUUUUCAAUCCUAGCCAAGGCUGGCCAUAGUAGGACAGAUGUUAUUAGAUUAUAUGAAAAAUCUGCUCUUUGUUGCCAAUGCCAAAUCCACAGUGAUUUUUACUUUUUCCAGAGCAUGCCUGGGGAAACCAUCUUUAAACUCCUGCAAAGAUUUUCCUAUUUUAGGAGGUCUUUGACUCCAGUUAGUAUUAUCAUAUAGGUUUAUUGACACUAUCUUUUUUUUCUCUGGCCCCUACAUGCCUGAUUAUUGGUAUUGGUGCUGAAUUUGGCCACAUCUCAAGCAAAAUUCUGCUGUAGAUGGAAAAGUUUAUUAGGAAUUUUUACGGAAUUACUGGCCUUCCAGAGGAAUGGGGGUGACGGCAAAGAAAACUAGUCUGACUUUUUUCAGGACCAUUUUAUUUUUCUACUUUACACUACCACUACUGUAAGCACUUUGAAUUUAAUGAUACAAUGGGAAGCCUUGCAAUAGAAAAUAUUCUAUCCCCCCUUUUACCUCCCUAGACAUGUUCUAUGUACUGCUAUAAGCUUCUUCAGUGUAAUAACUGACGCAUUGCUGCUGCUUAACGCAUUAUUUAGUAGUAGGCUGGACUGCACUUUAUGCUUAUGGUAAACUUCAACAACUGCUUUAGUUAACAUUGUAAUAGAGUUCACAGCUGCCAUCUAUAGAUAGAGGAGAAAGAGAUAUCUUUUCAGUGUCAUUCUAUUUUUUUUUUUUUUCUUAAAAAAAAAAAGAUUUUGGUUAUAUAUGAAUGACAUAAUUAAACAUUUGGAAAGUUACUAUUUCAGCAAACGUUCCCAACCAACUUUGCUGUAUUUCUAUAGGUUAUUGAAAUCCAUUUACUAGGCCUCUCCGCUGCUAGUGAAGAAGUUGGUUAUGUCUGUCAAUAGGUGCCUGCAUCUAACAAGGCCAUGUUUAACCCUUGGCUCCUGAAAAGGGUUAAUUUAGAAAUUGCAUGACUGGUCCAACUAAUAUUUCAUGAUUUAUCUAUUCUAUUGGUGAGAUUGGCAGGCUCGACCCUAGUUUUUGCUAUGCACUUUGCUAUAUGUCCAAUGAACUGUUCUUUGACUUUUGCAUACAUUCAUAUGAUCCUUGGCCUCUAAAUUUAUAUUGGAAUAAAGUUAAAGAAAAAUACAAAGGUAUCCAGCCACCAUCAGAAGCCUGUUCUUUCCUUAUGAAAAAAAGCACCUGCUUUAAAAAAAUAAAAUGUACAUAAAGGCUCCCGGAUGUGGCUAUGGUGAAAUAUAGGACAGUCUGGUUACUGAUCCUGUUUUUGUUUGUUAUUCAGCAGUUUGCAUAAAACUUGAAAUAUAUAUAUUCAAAAA